AUGUCAUCAACAAAACCAAAUGUAAUAUUUGUAUUAGGUGGACCAGGAGCUGGCAAAGGUACACAAUGUACUCGUAUUGCUGAAACAUAUGGUUACGUUCAUUUAUCAGCUGGUGAUCUUCUUCGAGAAGAAGCAGCAAAACUUGAUUCAAAUUUAGGUAAAGAAAUAAAUGAACAUAUUAAAAAUGGUUCUAUUGUACCGGUUGCAAUAACUUGUCAAUUACUUGAAAAUGCAAUGAACAAUAGUGCAAAAGAUAACUUCUUAAUCGAUGGUUUUCCAAGAAAUAAAGAUAAUGUUGAUGGAUGGAAGAAAGCAUUAGAUGGCAAAGUUAAUAUUCAAUGUGUACUAUUUUUUGAUUGUGAUGAACAAGUUUGUGUUGCUCGAUGUCUUGAACGUGGUAAAGCAAGUGGCAGAACUGAUGAUAAUGAAGAUAGUUUAAAAAAACGAAUUGUUACUUAUAAUGAAUCAACUAAACCAGUAAUUCAACUUUAUGAAAAAGAUAAUUUAGUUAAACGAAUUGAUGCUUCGAAAGAUGUUAAUAAGGUAUUUGAAGAUGUUCGAAAUGUAUUUAAUAAUUUAAAAUCAACAUCUUAA
This is a messenger RNA of Adineta steineri, 594 nucleotides long. The record is from the annotation of a GenBank genome assembly. NCBI's taxonomy places the organism in Eukaryota, Metazoa, Rotifera, Eurotatoria, Adinetida, Adinetidae.